This is a messenger RNA of Myxozyma melibiosi, 1018 nucleotides long. RefSeq lists its product as uncharacterized. Bases 119 to 706 code for a protein of 195 amino acids. NCBI's taxonomy places the organism in Eukaryota, Fungi, Ascomycota, Lipomycetes, Lipomycetales, Lipomycetaceae. The record is from RefSeq and is a predicted model, not a curated record. The transcript has 3 exons.
CAUCACGUGCACGCGAACAAAGUUUGUUCCGGUUUUGGGCUUUUAUCGUCCCAGCCUCUGUAAGCAGUCGAGUACUCCCCCCUUCGCAGUUCUCAAGACACCUGCAAAUCCACAGAAAAUGACGAGCAACGACUUAAUGAAGCUCGACCUCGACCGGCGGCGCGUCACGCUCGUGCUGGAAAUCAACGCGAAGCUGUUUCGCGAGUCGAUUGCGAUUCAGCAGAAGCACGGUGACGGGGGUGGAGAAAAGGCCAGGCACGAUCCCAUAUAUGUUCACUGCAUGAAGCGAUUGCAGGUCAACCUCGCGUAUCUCGCGGGCGUGGCUGAUCGCGGCAAAGUUGCCCAUGCGCCGCCGUACCCGACAAUACUCGUUGCACCGCCCGAGAUCAGCGGGCUGGUCGAGCCGUAUCGGCAAUUACAGGAUCUCUUCCGGGAGGCGUAUAACGCAAUCACAUUAAUGCAGCAGCAGCAGCACAAUAUCAACGUCAACUACAGCAGCAGUUGCAGCAGCAGCAGAUGCUCCAACUCGCGCAGCAACAGUCGCAAACACAGCAGCAGUCGCCUCAACCCCAACAUCAACAGCCCACACAGCCAACCCCAGCUCAAAUACAGCAAUAUCAAAUGCAGCAAGCACGUCUUCUCCAACUCCAGCAACAACAACAGCAACAGCAGCAACAGCAGCAGCAACCACAACCGCAGCAGAUAGGAUCUCCAAUGAUGAAUCCCCAGCAAGCGCAGUUUGCGCAGCAGCAACGGUAUAUGCAGCAAAUCCAGCAGCAGCAGAAACUACAGGCCUACCAGCAGAAUCUGCCACAAAUGUGAUUAUCUUUUCUAUGAUAUAAUCUUGGCUGGUACAUUUUUUGUCACUAUUAAAGCUGUUUGGGUUUUGGCGAGCAAAGGGUUUGUCUUCUGCGUGUCUUUUGUAUAUCGGUGUGUUUUCUGCAUUGCGGUUGGCUUGUUUGUCUGUUUUUCUCGUUGCAUGCAUCAUUUUCCCACAAUCUUCGAGUUCGGAACUGGG